UCAUCAGUGGUCUUCGGUCUCACUCUUUUCGUUUGACCGUCUCCUCCUCCGUCGUUGUCUUCCUCUCUCUCUCUCUCUCUCUCUCUCUCUCUCUUACUCAUCCCCUUUUUCUCUCUCCACCCCCUCGCCACGACGCCAUUGAUUACCUCUCUCAGAUCCGCCUCCUUCACUCGCCCCUCGUCAUCACUCGAAACCCUAGCUACGAUCGCCGCAGCCGACUCUCGCUCAGAUAGGUAAUAUCGAGUCGCUGGGUUCUUCUCAUAGUGAAAUUGUCCUUUAUCAGAAGCUCCUUGCAUCCAAUCGAUGAAACACAAAUAUUUAUCUUUUCCAUGCCUCCCACUAUAUUAGAAAGCAUGGGUUUGCUGUGCAGCAGGCCAAAACCUUUAAACGAGGCUCAUGUUGCAGAAAAUGAUCAGGCUGCAGAAAUAGAGAGACGGAUUGCGCAAGAAACAAAGGCUGAGCAACACAUCCAUAAACUCUUACUGCUAGGUGCUGGAGAAUCAGGAAAAUCAACAAUUUUUAAGCAGAUAAAGCUUCUCUUUCAAACGGGCUUCGAUGAGGCUGAACUUCGUAGUUAUACAUCAGUCAUUCAUGCCAAUGUGUAUCAGACAAUUAAAAUACUAUAUGAUGGAGCAAAGGAAUUGGCACAAAAUGAUUCAGAUUCCUCAAAGUAUGUUGUAUCUCCUACUAACAAGGAAAUUGGAGAAAAACUGUCUGAGAUUGGUAGCAGGAUGGAAUAUCCUAUUCUGACUAAAGACCUUGAACAUGAGAUUGAGAUCUUAUGGAAUGAUGCUGCUAUUCAGGAAACUUAUUCUCGUGGAAAUGUACUACAAGUUCCCGAUUGUGCUCAAUAUUUCAUGGAGAAUUUGAAACGUUUAUCUGAAGUGGAUUAUGUUCCAACAAAGGAGGAUGUUCUUUAUGCUAGAGUGCGAACAACUGGUGUGGUAGAAAUUCAGUUCAGUCCUGUAGGAGAGAGCAGAAAAAGUGGUGAAGUAUAUCGACUAUAUGAUGUCGGAGGCCAGAGAAAUGAGAGAAGGAAAUGGAUUCAUCUAUUUGAAGGUGUUAAAGCAGUUAUAUUUUGUGUUGCAAUAAGCGAGUAUGAUCAGGCUCUUUGUGAGGAUGACGCAAAGAACAGGAUGAUGGAAACUAAGGAACUAUUUGAAUGGGUUCUGAAGCAAACAUGCUUUGAGAAAACAUCUUUCAUGCUGUUUCUGAAUAAGUUCGAUAUAUUUGAAAAGAAAGUUCAAAAAAUCCCUUUAACGGUGUGUGAGUGGUUCAAAGAUUACCAGCCUAUGGCAACAGGAAAGCAAGAAGUUGAACAUGCAUACGAGUUCGUGAAAAAGAAAUUUGAGGAGCUUUACUUUCAAAGCACCAGGCCUGAUCGUGUUGAUCAAGUAUUCAAAAUCUAUAGAACAACUGCCUUGGAUCAGAAGGUUGUAAAGAAAACUUUCAAACUUGUCGAUGAAACAUUGAGAAGGCGAAAUCUCAUUGAGGCUGGCCUGAUUUGAGAGUAGUAUAUACCCGUCAAUUUGAAGAGCUCCUCGAGAUUUCUAUCUCUUUGUGUGCGUCAUUCCUUUUAUUGUGUCACUCCUUUCAGUUAUGCUCUUUGAUGAAGUAUUGCUCUGGAGAAUGGGUUUAAAAAUUUGAGAAGGCUAGUUAUUAUGUUUUUUUUCUUUGUUUUUUUUUCUUUUCUUUUUGUUCACUUAAUUGUGCGAGUAAGAAAAAAUUUCCACGGCGUACUAUUGUUUAUACCGAUUAUUAGAAAAAUGUCUCAUCUAUUUACUUGCAUAUGCUAAUUA
Molecule: messenger RNA, 1799 nt
Organism: Asparagus officinalis (garden asparagus)
Lineage: Eukaryota; Viridiplantae; Streptophyta; Magnoliopsida; Asparagales; Asparagaceae
Product: guanine nucleotide-binding protein alpha-1 subunit
Exons: 14
Coding region: 330-1508 (392 amino acids)
Biological process (GO): adenylate cyclase-modulating G protein-coupled receptor signaling pathway
Cellular component (GO): heterotrimeric G-protein complex
Molecular function (GO): guanyl nucleotide binding; G-protein beta/gamma-subunit complex binding; GTPase activity
Source: RefSeq, a predicted model, not a curated record